AUGACAUCAGAACUCAUAGCCAGCCACCGCGAGAACGCGAUCAUAGUCACCAGUGAAGAAGAUAUUAAGCAAAAAGCAGCUGAGCUGACGAAGAAUUUUCAGCUUCCAGGAGGGCUGAUCCCACUGGGAGAAGUUGCGGAGAUUGGGCACAACCCUGCAACUGGAUUCUUCUGGACCAUUCGAAGGAACAAGCUCGAGCAUUUGAACAAAAAGAUUGGCAAGAAGACGACAUUUGAGAAGGAGGUGACAGCUUUUUUGGAGGAAAGGAGGAUGAAGAAGGUGACUGGUGUCAAGUCCAAGGAGCUUAUGCUUUGGGUUUCCAUUACUGAUAUCCGCAUUGAUGAUCCUGCUUCGGGGAAGAUUAUCUUCACUGCGACUGCUGGAAUCACUAAGACCUUUCCAAUCUCUGCUUUUGAGGACUAA
Molecule: messenger RNA, 423 nt
Organism: Daucus carota subsp. sativus
Lineage: Eukaryota; Viridiplantae; Streptophyta; Magnoliopsida; Apiales; Apiaceae
Exons: 1
Coding region: 1-423 (140 amino acids)
Source: RefSeq, a predicted model, not a curated record